Messenger RNA from Coniophora puteana RWD-64-598 SS2, 1500 nucleotides. RefSeq lists its product as uncharacterized. The transcript is spliced from 13 exons. The coding region runs from base 1 to 1500 and encodes 499 amino acids. The record is from RefSeq and is a predicted model, not a curated record. Lineage: Eukaryota; Fungi; Basidiomycota; Agaricomycetes; Boletales; Coniophoraceae.
AUGUUCAGUCAUCUUGACUUGCUUGGCUCCCAGUACUCGAUCGAUACCUGGGCCACAGGAUCUAGGCCGACACCGUCUAGACCGUCGACUCAAGGGUACCGUGGGAUGGAAUGGGCGAUAUUUCUACGCUGGUCGCGCCUUGGCUGUAAGACCGAUUUUGCCCGAGUAACGGACAAAGACUGGGACUGUGUCAUUGGCCUCACCCACGACGCGCGAUGCGCGUCUCAAAUCUCGCAGCCUCCCCCGCAUCCACGACGAACCAAUGCAAAGGCAGCCGAGGAACUUCACAGCGAGUUUAUGAGGAACGAAUGUCUCAGCCUUCUCCCCAGAGACGUCGACGAACGCGACCACCUACCUAUGAGUUCGUCUCUGGGCGACAUACAAGUACCAGCCUCCCUGGCAUGGCUAAUUUCGAAAGCUCCCCAUCCUUUCCGGUCCCUCUUUCGCGCUGACAAAUCGAUGACCUCCCGACUUCGCUGGAUGCGCAGUUCAUACUAUCAUGGGGCCGGCCUUGCCACGCGCGAGGAAAGGUAUACCUUACCCGCCAUCAUGCCGCCCAACUCCAUUGAUGGCGCGCUUGCAAAAAUCACUGUCUUUCAGAUGGCACAGAGUGAUUCCAGUGCCUCGCACUUCGCGCGCGCCUCGCUGUCAAGUUCUCUUCGAAAGCCGAAACUAUCCGUCGUAUCUCCAACUGGGCAGAGAGGCAACGUCCUGUGGGCCAAAGCCCGUUUGAAUAUAAGACCGUAUAGAAGUCUUUUGCGAUUGACAUUCAUCACAGCAGCGCUGGACGAGAGAGACUCCUACAUGCAUCUGAGCAACUCGAGCUACGCAAAGAUCCUUGAUGCAGGACGGUUCGUGGUUGCUCUCGACGCAUUCUUCUCGUUCGGGCGCUGUGGCGGAUGGAUAGCUCUUGGAUCUACUCACUUUCACUUCAUUCGUGAGAUACCAAUGCUUUCUUGGUAUGAGGUACACAGCAACAUCGGGGCCUGGAUCCCAAAUGGAUGUACAUGGUCUCACGCUUCUCGAAUGCCACCUGGCAAGACAAAGACCUUGGAUCCCGCGACUUCGACCGAGGCUACCACUCCCGCUGUGAACGCGACCCCUCGUGUCGCCGUGAGCCAGCCGACCAACUCCAACGGCCUCGACACGCCAAGUGCCAGCGACCACGGGUCUGCUUCAAACCCUGAACAGGUCGCGGCGCCGCUCGCUGCUCGGGCGGGAGAUGAUGUCGAAAACUGCGUGACACUUCACUGCGUUGCCGUCUCGUGGAUAUGCGCCAAGCACGGCCGUAUCGUCGUCCCUCCGCCGGUUCUACUCACAUGCGAGGCCUUCAGCCGCAGUUCGCCUAGCAGCGCAGCUUACUCGCCAUCAAACCCAACACAUCACAUGGAACGGCGAGAAGUAUGGGAGGAUGCCCUUGGUGAGGAAGUCGAGGCGCAGGGUGUGCAGAAUCUGAAGCUCCUGGAUGACUUGGGGCACGGGAUGGAAGGCGCUCAUUAG